Melanaphis sacchari is the source of this 2205-nucleotide messenger RNA. Its product is annotated as protein maelstrom 1-like. Gene Ontology annotation, cellular component: P granule; nucleus. The coding region runs from base 945 to 2126 and encodes 393 amino acids. Lineage: Eukaryota; Metazoa; Arthropoda; Insecta; Hemiptera; Aphididae. Gene Ontology annotation, biological process: piRNA processing; spermatogenesis; regulation of miRNA-mediated gene silencing. The transcript is spliced from 11 exons. The record is from RefSeq and is a predicted model, not a curated record. Gene Ontology annotation, molecular function: sequence-specific DNA binding.
AAGUUGUGCAAUAUGAAAUUAAACAAUAAUCGUAAUGUUUUAAAGCUAAUAUUAUGAGUUAAAUAAUAUGUAAAUUAGAAAGGAGAGAUCUACAUUAACACAAUAUUAUAAUACGAACAACGGACGACGGAUUGUUUUGCUGUAAGUUGGUAAAUAAUAAAUAAUAUUGUCUUCCGGUUUCUAUAUAAAUGAUAAAUAAUUAUUACGAUAUACCUUAUUAUCCUGCGUAUUGAUUUCGGGUAUAUAAUUACUAUUUAGUAAUUAUACUAAGGCUGUUAGUUUACGCAUUAAUUACUUCGGCAAGGGAGAUAAGACGUAACGCUCCAACCUGCAUAGUGCAUAGCGUGAUCGCGGUUGUAGCAUAAAAAAUUAUUGAAACGAUACUGAUUCAGCUGAUCAAGUUCUUGUUUACCCAACUCCCAGAAACAUAGCAACGUUGGAAACGAGUCCGUACACGAGAUACCUUUGGGCCAUGGGGCUAUGGCGAGAUAUGCGUUUGUUAAGUUUGUUUACUCGAGUCACAGACACUGAUUAAUAUAUUAUAAUGUAUAUAAUAUGUAUCUGCGGUUACAGAUGACUGCGCUGCUAUUUUCAAGGCCACAAUCGUGUUUAGCUGAUCAGAUCGAUCACUCGGACGUGUCGUAAGCUCGAUUGAUAAUUCACAGUAAUUCCGCAAAAACAACCGCUGCGUGUCUACGAUUACUGAUAAGCCCUACCGCGCCAAUCUACCUGAAGUAUAUUGUUCUAUGAUUCUUGUGAUUGUACCUUGUCGGAUGUUAGAAUAUUAUGCCUACGAUUUUUACUAAACUUGUCAACACAACACAUUGUUAUUUCUUUUAUCACUAUUCAGUAUUGUAUACAGAGUACAGACUGUACAGUACUUAAUAUUAUUUACGUUUUUCAGUUUCGUUUAACCACUAUUGUAAUUGAGCAAAGAGGUAAAUAUGGCUACCAAAAAAAAUGCAUUUGCUAUUUUCUUGACUGAUCAUAGAAAUGAAGAAAUUAAUGACAGAAAAAAACCUUCUAGCUUCCAACAAUUAAGUAAUAAAUUAGCACCCAUAUGGAAUUCUAUGACUGAUGAAGAAAAAAAUAAAUAUAAGGUUCUUGCUCGUAAAAAUAAUUCAAACCAAGAUGAAAAGCCAUUUGCAAAGAUUAGUGAUCUACACAAUAAUAGUUAUGAUUUUUUGAAUAUGCAGAAAUGUUUGAUCAAGAUGUUUGAAUUUAUUCAAAAUGACAAGGAAUUACUUGAAAAGAAGUUUAUUUUAUUGCAUAUAAAUUGUCAUGCCCAUCAUGGAGAAAAAUAUUAUUUUCCUGCUGAAAUAGCAGCAUUAGAAUUCAAUUUAAUUAAUGGCGUUUUUCGUACAUAUCAUAAAAUUAUUGGUAUUUCUAAAAUUUACCCCAGAGGUUUAGCUGGAGGUAUGAGAGAAUAUUCCGACCUACUUCAUCAAAUUUAUUGUUGGCAUGAACAUCCGGAUGAUUAUCAAAAUAUAUUAUUGGAAUUUUUAUCAUUUUUAAAGAAUGAAAAAAUCAAUCUUACUGAUUUUCAAGAAGGCACGUUGGAAUUACCAUAUUUAUACACUGUCGAGACAGAAAUUGGUAUGGAUAUUAUGAAAGCUAAAAGUAGUUUAGAAAGAUUUUGUUCCACAGUUUUCCCGAAAGAUGAUGCUAAACGUUUUAAGUCUAUAUUCAAAAUAGGAAGUAUUAAUCAGUUAUUGUUGGAAAUAAAAAAAAAAAUGAAACUGCAUUUGGAUCCUCAAAAUAUAAAACAAGGAAUGUCAACUAAUGACAUAUUACAAUCGGAUAUGUUUGGACAUGGUCUUGGCUGUAUGUACCAUGAGAUGAGAGAUAUUGCAUUCAAAUGUUCCAAAGCUCGUGUUAUUCAGUGGAUGUCAAAUAUUUGCAAGCACAUAAGUACAUAUACUAGUUUACAGAUUAUACCUGGCAGACACAUAGCAGUUCAAUUAAAUGAUGGCUCAAGAAUGAUUAUUGAAAAUGCAAAUUUGCCACUAACCAAACAAGAUCUAAAAUUAAAUACUUCCAAGGAUGAUAUAUUAGGUGUCAAAUUAUCAAUUCUUUCACAAACACAACAUUCUUAUUCAAGUGACGAAGAAAAAGAUCUUUAUUGAACAAAUAAUACAUUUAAUUAAUCAGUUAAUGAAACAGUUACACAUUCUAAUAUGAGAUUUUUUUCUUGUAAUCUAAUGU